Messenger RNA from Colletotrichum spaethianum, 420 nucleotides. RefSeq lists its product as uncharacterized. The transcript has 2 exons. NCBI's taxonomy places the organism in Eukaryota, Fungi, Ascomycota, Sordariomycetes, Glomerellales, Glomerellaceae. The record is from RefSeq and is a predicted model, not a curated record. Bases 1 to 420 code for a protein of 139 amino acids.
AUGAACGUCAACUUCGAUUCGAGUGGAGGCGACGGCCUCUUGGACCUCUCCUCUUUCGACCAGCGGGACCGCCUCGAGCCCCCCGAGGACCAGCAAGCCCACUCGCCCUCACAUAGCUCAUCACCUCUGAGCCAGCACUCGCAACACUCGCCGUAUCAGCAACCCGUCAACUCGUUGACCGACUGGGCCCUUCAACAACACCAGCACCAGCAGCAACAGACGCCCCAUGGACUGCCCGAUUACUCUCAGUUUGUCUCCGACGCCUACAUGCCCGUCACCUACAACCCGUAUGCCCCUGGCUUCCAGACAAAUCCCAUCGACUUCCUUCCGGCGACGACGCAAGCACUGCAGGCGGCAAACUUCCAACUCGCUUCGGCAUUCAACACGAUGCCCCCAUGGAUGAGACUGUUCCGGCUAUGA